Messenger RNA from Peromyscus californicus insignis, 2447 nucleotides. RefSeq names its product proline dehydrogenase 1 (gene Prodh). The record is from RefSeq and is a predicted model, not a curated record. Bases 720 to 1865 code for a protein of 381 amino acids. NCBI's taxonomy places the organism in Eukaryota, Metazoa, Chordata, Mammalia, Rodentia, Cricetidae. Gene Ontology annotation, molecular function: proline dehydrogenase activity; FAD binding. Gene Ontology annotation, cellular component: mitochondrion. The transcript is spliced from 11 exons.
GGGCAGGCAAGAAAGAGGGCGGUUUCCUGCGUGCUGCCGGACUUCGUGAAGUUUCCUACUUGCAGUCACUACCAAUUAGGAAGAAGGGCCGAUAGUGUUUAAACUAUGUACGGUGUGUAGGAAUGCAUCCGUCACCCGUGAUAAGUCUGCUAUCCUCCAUGCAGCUCCCAGGUUUGUCCAGCUUGAAGGGCUUAUCUAGGCUAGGACCCCAGAAUUCCACCAGUGUGACCAGCCGCUCCCAAACACAGCUACUCCGAAAAGUUUUGGGAAAUGGGACAAACUCCCAACGUUUUGUUUCUUAUGUUUAAAUUUAUUGUAAAUACAGUCGAAGAGCCUAGAUUCAGAAACUUCUGAUCCUUCUGCCUCCGCCUCCCAAGUGCUCUGAUUACUGGCCGAAGGGUAACUCAUCUCUACCCGGCACAAACUGGAAUGCAGUGUAGAAGCUGGAGGUUCUCAGAGACUAGGAAACAUGCAACUUUAAACUGCAACAUGGUAACUUUGAGAAAUGUGAGGGCCUUUGUGGAAAGCAGAAUACCGCUUCAGCCGGUCUUGAAAUGUUAGUGUAAGUUAGUUAUCUGAAGGUGACCCGGUGAUAUUUGCAAGGAUACAGAUCUGGAAGUGACUUCUCCGGCGAGACUGGAGGAGCUGGAGCUGCACUUAGCUGAGGCCACAGCAGGUAGGAGUUGUUCCAUGUUGCCAGGAAGCUUCUGGGGCAGAGGAUGUUCGACAGACUAAUGAAGAUGACCGUCUAUGGCCAUUUUGUGGCUGGCGAGGACCAGGAGUCUAUCAGGCCUCUGAUCCGGCACAACAAAGCCUUCGGUGUUGGCUCCAUACUGGACUAUGGAUUGGAGGAAGAUCUGAGCCCUGAGGAGGCAGAGCGCAAGGAGAUGGAGUCAUGCACUUCUGACGCAGAGAGAGACAGCAGUGGCACAAAUAAGAGGGAGAAGCGAUAUCAGGUCCACCCUGCCUUUGGAGACCGCCGAGAUGGGCUCAUCUGUGCCCGGACCUACUUCUAUGCCAAUGAAGCCAAGUGUGACAACUACAUGGAGAGUUUACUGCAAACCAUCGAGGCCUCAGGUGGAGCCAGUGACGGUGGUUUCUCAGCCAUUAAGCUCACUGCACUGGGGAGACCACAGUUUCUGUGGGGCUCACAUCUGCACUGGCAGCUGCAGUUCUCAGAUGUGCUGACCAGGUGGAGACGGUUCUUUCAUCAAAUGGCUGCAGAGCAGGGACAGUCUGGGCGUGCUGCUGUAGACACGAAGCUGGAGGUGGUGGUACUCCAGGAAAGCAUCGCAAAGAUGGGCAUCGCGUCCAGGGCUGAGAUCGAGGGGUGGUUCACACCAGAGACGCUGGGAGUGUCUGGCACUGUGGACUUGCUGAACUGGAACAGCCUUAUUGACAGCAGGACCCAGCUCUCCAAGCACCUGGUGGUUCCCAAUGUGCAGACAGGCCAGCUAGUGCCCCUGCUGUCACGUUUCACCGAGGAGGAGGAGCAGCAGAUGAAGAGGAUGCUACAGAGGAUGGACGUGCUGGCCAAGAAAGCCAGAGAUUCAGGUGUGCGGCUGAUGAUAGAUGCUGAGCAGAGCUACUUCCAGCCGGCCAUCAGCCGCCUGACCCUGGAGAUGCAGCGGAGGUUCAAUGUGGAUAGGCCGCUCAUCUUCAACACAUUCCAGUGCUACCUCAAGGAUGCCUAUGACAAUGUGACCAUGGAUUUGGAACUGGCUCGCCGUGAGGGCUGGUGUUUUGGGGCCAAGCUGGUGCGUGGUGCAUACAUGGCCCAAGAGCGUGCCAGGGCUGUGGAGAUCGGCUAUGAGGACCCCAUCAACCCGACAUACGAGUCCACCAAUGCCAUGUACCACAGGUGAGAGGGCCUUCUGUGCCUUCUUGGAACGAUGCAAGAGAACCUUGGCCCCGAGUGUGAUGGCCCCAUUCAGGCAGAGCCAGUUUCCGGAGGGCAAAGGUGCUAUUUCUGCUACUGUCACCAUUUUUCCAAAACAUCAGAUUUUUCCUCUUUUGAAUAUGGAUAAGUAAGUACUGGCCUCUGUGCCCCCCAGUUGGCUUCUGCUGACACUUGAAACAACUGAUUCAGCUCAUGUAGCAGGGUGCUUGCCUAACAUGCCUGAAGCCCUGGGUUUGAACCCCAGCACCACAUAAACCAGGCCUGAUUGAUUGUGGACACCUUUAAUCCCAGCACUUGGGAGGAGGAAGCAGGGAAGAUCAGUAGUUCAAAGUCAUGCCUGGAUGAGAGAGGGGAGGGGGUAAGGAGAAAGAGAUCCAUCCUAGGUGCCUGGCUUGCCCCACGUGGCAGGCUCAACCUGUCAGCUUUGCAGCUCAGCAUGGCAGUCCGGGACGGUGGCACACCCGCUCUUUCUGCCGCUUCUGACUGGGGUCUCUUGUGCAGUUGUUCUGGACGUUAUGGAGAAUGAUCUAGGCUAGCUGUGCCUUCA